ACCAGUCACCAGUCGGCGACAGGACAAGCACGCUUAGCUUAGAGUUGGAGUUGCUGCCGAGGAGUCGACCUGACUAGCCUGCGUCAGGGCCGCUCCGAACCGAGAGUUAGUGCGUGAGUGUCGGACAGGCAGCCAGUCGGACGAGACACCCGCACCGACCAUCCGACCGACUCGGCGCCGCAACCCCCCGCGUCCACUUGCAACCUGGCUUCCCGUCGAUUCGCCCACAAGCAUUACUAAUACGCAGGUGUAAGCGGAAGCGGGCACCAUGAGGAACAACUCGCUGCUCAGGUGGGCGCAGGGCAACAAUAAAAACAACGCGCAGACGAAAAAUGGGGGCGGCAACAGCAAGGCGUGGAUACACCCUCCGGACGCCCUUCUGCGGGGACACAUUGCCUAUCUAGUCAAGUUUUUUGGAAGCACCCGCGUGGACCAGCCCAAAGGCAUUGAAGUGGUCAAGGAAGGCAUCCGCAAGCUCAAGUUCUGCGAGCAGCUGCGCAAGUCGGAGGGAGGUGGUCCCAAAGGGAAGGUGGAGCUGACCAUCAGCGUGGACGGCGUUGCUGUCCAAGAGCCAAAGGGAGCCAAACGCAUUCUGCACCAGUACCCGCUGCACCGCAUCUCGUACUGCGCAGACGACAAGGGCGAAAAGCGCUUCUUCAGCUUCAUCGCCAAGGAGGCCGACUCUGACACGCACAUGUGCUACGUUUUCAUCUCUGAUAAGCUGGCUGAGGACAUCACACUAACCAUUGGUCAGGCGUUUGAGCUGGCAUAUCGACGAUUCCUUGAGACGUCCGGCAAGGACCUGGCUAGUCAGCACCGCAUCAAGACCUUGGAGGACCGCAAUUCGCAGCUGGAGACUGAGAAUGGAGAGCUCAAGCGCCGCUUGCAGGAUCUGGUGGCAAUCGCUCCUCAGGGUGAAGUGCAAGAGUACCUGCGGCGCCGUCAGCUGGCAGACAUCACAGAGACGUGUGCGUCAAGCGCGAGCAGCCUGAGCGCAUCAGGCGGCGACGAGCCGAUGUACGUGAGCAGCAGCGGCGGCAGCACCUCCAGCAGCGAGGGCCUCAAGUGUCCACCGGUGCCUCCGCGCGCCUUCGAGCGCAUCUCGGACCUGAUGGGCCCUCAGAUGGUCGCGGGGGCGUUGCAGCCGCCGCAGCAGCCACAGCCGGCCGUCGGCACGCGCCUCCAGGGCCUGCUGCUCGACCAGGACAUCGACGACUUCAACCCCCGUGCGCACGAAGACAGCAAAAAUGGAAACUACACCUCAACCGUGCCCCCGCCAUUGGCGCCGCCGCCAAAGCCCCCUCGCGAGGGAGGCCCACGUCGCUCUCUGGGCUCGCAGGAUCCUUUCUCUUGCGACGACUUCAACCCCCGCGCCGGGGAAGAGGAUCCAUUUGGAAUGGGAGAAUUCACCGGUGCUCACUUCGAUCAGCAGAUAAUGGAAAUGAAGGAUGGAUUCAGCCGCGGAUUGUCGUUUGGCAAUGACAAUUUCUCCCUGGAGAGUCUGGACCCGCUGAAGAAUUAAGUGCAACGAGAGUGAGAAGGGACCUGUCCUUUUGUUGUUUUUUUUUCUUCUUCUGGCUGAUCAACAGCAUUGCUGUUUGUACAUAGCUCUUAUGAUUGUAAAUAUUUUUACUUGAGAGAAUAAUAUAUUAUAUAAAUAUUAUAAUAAUUAUCAAAAAGUGCAAUUAAUAGGUAGAUAUGAAUUAGAUUAAAAAUUUGUAUUUCGUACAAGGUUUAACUGAAGAUUUUAUCUGCCCUCCCUCCCACGCAUCUUGUACAUUUUUCUAUGCCAAUUGUUGUAUACUGUUACACUGGAGAGGUCAAUUGACGCAAUAAAUGAAAGUAAAAAGCAUUUAAUGUUAA
Cloeon dipterum is the source of this 1863-nucleotide messenger RNA. It is a transcript of the gene ced-6, whose product is annotated as PTB domain-containing adapter protein ced-6. The record is from RefSeq and is a predicted model, not a curated record. Lineage: Eukaryota; Metazoa; Arthropoda; Insecta; Ephemeroptera; Baetidae. The coding region runs from base 269 to 1522 and encodes 417 amino acids. The transcript is spliced from 8 exons.